Sinocyclocheilus grahami is the source of this 787-nucleotide messenger RNA. Its product is annotated as small ubiquitin-related modifier 3-like. The coding region runs from base 10 to 357 and encodes 115 amino acids. The record is from RefSeq and is a predicted model, not a curated record. NCBI's taxonomy places the organism in Eukaryota, Metazoa, Chordata, Actinopteri, Cypriniformes, Cyprinidae. The transcript has 4 exons. Gene Ontology annotation, molecular function: protein binding.
CGUUUUUAAAUGUCGUCAUGUCCGGCGGCUUUACGCGCGUCUCAUGUGUCUGAGGCAGAGGCGGAGGCAGUCAUGGCAGACGAGAAGCCAAAGGAGGGUGUGAAAACAGAGAAUGACCACAUAAAUCUGAAAGUAGCCGGGCAGGAUGGCUCAGUGGUUCAGUUCAAAAUCAAGAGGCACACACCCCUCAGCAAACUGAUGAAAGCAUAUUGUGAGAGACAGGGGCUAACAAUGCGGCAGAUUCGGUUCCGGUUUGAUGGGCAGCCAAUUAAUGAGACUGACACUCCAGCUCAGUUGGAAAUGGAGGAUGAGGAUACAAUUGAUGUAUUUCAGCAACAGACAGGGGGCCUGAUGUAAAUGACUACCUCUGCCCUCCAUCAUCACAGUCCUCCCUGUUUCCUGUUCUUUUUCUCUUUAUAAGAUUAGGCUGACCUCCCCCCUCAUUGCCAGAAGCUUGCCUAAAAUGCCCAUCAGCUCUCGCAAGUCAGAUGAAUGAUGUUGUAAACAUAUUGAUGUAUUUCAUCAGAUGUGAACCUAAGAGUGUUUAAGACUAAAAUGCUUUUGAUCAGUGAUCAGAUCUUUUUUUUUUGGUUUGGUAUAUAGAAUUUUGGUCCGUGUCAGUGCUAAAGUACUGUUUUGUUUGCUCUGAGCCAUUGGACUUUUUAUAUAUAUUUUAUAUAUGUUGAUGUAUUUCUCUUUUGAACUCAGGCCAAUUUUAUUCAGUAACUUGUGUUGUGAAAUUAAAUGUUGAUAAGAUUUUGUGUUGGAAUAAAACCAUUUUACAAAA